Drosophila sulfurigaster albostrigata is the source of this 2465-nucleotide messenger RNA. RefSeq names its product BTB/POZ domain-containing protein 17 (gene Tango10). The record is from RefSeq and is a predicted model, not a curated record. NCBI's taxonomy places the organism in Eukaryota, Metazoa, Arthropoda, Insecta, Diptera, Drosophilidae. The transcript is spliced from 4 exons. Gene Ontology annotation, molecular function: protein binding. Bases 232 to 2040 code for a protein of 602 amino acids.
CAGUCACACAAACGCAAUUUGUUGUUUUCUAUCAUCGUAGCUGGUAAAUUGAUGUGAACCCAAUUGGGGCCCCAAUGUGCUGCAAGGCUGCUGUUCCAGGCAAACUCAACUCGGCAUUCGAUUUAAAGCUUUGCGUGUGAGUGUGCGAGUGUGUGUGUGGGAGGAGCAGUGGGAUUCCAUUUAUUUUCGGCCACACUGAGAAUUCCAAACGGAACGCGUGUAAAGUUUUUUAUGAACGCAAAUAUUAACGGAGGCGCGGCUGCCUCUGGAGCUGGAGCUGGAGCUGUUGGUGGAGGUGGAGGCGGAAGUGGAGCAGGUGGAGGAGGUGCUGCUGCAGCUGGAGGUGGCGCUGCAGGAGCCGCAGCAGCUGCUGCUGCUGCUGGCGGUGCUGUAGCUGCUGCUGGCGCAUCAGCUGGAGCCGCUGGAGCUGGAGCUGCGGCACCUGCUGUUGGUGUUGUGGCAGCUGGCGAUGCUGCAAAUUGUGCCAGUGGCAAUAACAAUGCAAAUCCAGUGGCGGCCACAAAUGGUGGCAGCGAAGGCACCACAACGCCCCUAAACGAGGAUCAGGAUGCCAAGCGACGCAAAUGCUUGGAAACAGACGAGGCACAGGAUGGCGCUAGCACAAUGAUCGAUGCGAAUAGCGUGCUGAACAAGAUUGCGCAUCUGUAUGCGGACAAACUGAUGUCGGACAUUGUGCUGCUGGUCGAUGGCAACGAGUAUCCGGCUCAUCGUGUCAUUCUCUGCGCCAGCAGCGACGUCUUUCAGGUGAUGCUCAUGAACCCGGAGUGGAAUGAGUGCAGCAAGCGUGUCAUUGAGCUGCACGAGGAAGCCUGCUGUUCGGCGGUCUUUCCACAGUUCAUCAAGUAUCUGUAUGUGGGCCACAUUGAGGUGGCGCUGCAGACGGUGAUGCCAAUGCUGGCAUUAUCCGAUAAAUACAAUGUACGCGACCUCAUCGAACUGUGCGUCGGCUAUAUGAUGAAGCAUGUGGCGAAGGCGGCAACCAGUGGCUAUUUGGUCUCAUGGUUACAAUAUACAUUGUCAUUUACGCCCACGCAUAAUGAUCUCACCGAAACGUUGAAGCGUUUUCUCAAAUGGAAUCUGGGCAUGGUCGCUGAAUCGAAGGAUUUCGUUGAUAUGGAUCCGGCCAUAUUGCAAUUGCUGUUGCAGCAGAAUGACAUUGUUGUCGCCAGCGAGUACAAAUUGUUUAACAUAUUGCAGACGUGGCUACUGCAUCGUCACGAUCUCAUCGAGGCCACCAGCAAUCUGAGCGCCGAGAAGAAGGCCAGCAGCUUUGUGGAGCUCAUCGAGCAGACGGUGAUGCAUAUACGUUUCGGGAUGAUGACACCCACCGAGCUAUCAAAAUUGAUGUGUGUGCCGUUGAUUAAGUAUCACAAUAAGUUCCUCGUUGAGCGCAUUGCCAUCGGUAUGAGCUAUCAAUCUGGGCAGGAGGAUCGGGUGCGUGAGGUGCGCUAUUCGGAGUGCGGGGAGCUGCAAUUUACGCCACGUCUCUAUUGGAACGAUACGUGGAGUGUGGGCAUCGAUGUGCCCAACUUUGAUGAGAUUGAGGACUAUAAGAACUAUGUAACCUGCUUCUUUUCGCAACGUCAUAUCGCCGAGACUGAGGAUGAUCCCUGCAUGACUUGGGAAAUCGAAUUCUUUCCACGCGGAGUCAAGUACAAUAAGGCCAAAAUGGUGUGUGGCGAGGAUGUGCCUGGCUGCUCACUGAACACGGUGCGAUUGCGCGUCACCUGCAAGCACAACAACAUCGAGGAGGAGCGCUUCAAGAUUGCUGUGCUCAUUGUUGGAGUGCAAAAUCAAAUUCCGCACAUACGAACCGUUGUGGAGCGCACAGAGUAUUUUUCGGAUGAAGCACGUGUCAUCAAUUUGGAUAAUCUAUUGCCAUACGAGGAGCUGGAGCAUACAUCGCCCUAUUUGAGUCCCCAUCUGACUGGGAAUCAGCGCAAUACGCUCUCCCUGCACGUGGUCAUCACACCAAUGGAUGCGCACACCUGUCGCGAUACGCCGCCAUUUCAAUUUUGAAGAAUUGAACAACAAAAAGACACAAUCCACAAUAUCCAGAACAUGUGCGAAUUCAGAUCUAUAUAUCCUAUAUAUAUAUAUGUGUGUAUAUAUAUAUUUAUGUAUAUAUAUAUAAAACAAAAACAAAGUGUGUAGAAUUUCGAUGGAAGAUCGUUUUGAAUCGCAAAUUGAAUCGGAAUAUACAUGAUUUGCAAAUGUAUUUAUUCUGUGUGUAUGUUUUUUGCAUAGCGAUAUAGCUCUUAACCAUUUAUUUCUUCCAUAACUUUGUAUAAAUGACAUGAACAUACGAUUGCAAUACGUUUGUAGAGUGUUUAAUUCUUAUUUCUAAAUAAUUAUAAUUCAAUUAUGUUUUUGUUUUCUUUUUUUUUUGUGUUCUCACAUGGACUUGAAGUUAUGAAAGAAUAUAGAGAGCUAUUUAAUUGAUA